Trifolium pratense (red clover) is the source of this 2340-nucleotide messenger RNA. RefSeq names its product (-)-germacrene D synthase-like. Bases 455 to 2143 code for a protein of 562 amino acids. Gene Ontology annotation, molecular function: magnesium ion binding; terpene synthase activity. The transcript has 7 exons. Gene Ontology annotation, biological process: diterpenoid biosynthetic process. NCBI's taxonomy places the organism in Eukaryota, Viridiplantae, Streptophyta, Magnoliopsida, Fabales, Fabaceae. The record is from RefSeq and is a predicted model, not a curated record.
AGUAAUGAAUUGAAGUUUCUAAUAUAGCCUGCUCCAACUCCAAGCCAACGUGCAUGGUCUUGAAAUUUCAAAUUGAUUAAGAUUAUAUGAUAUAAUUUGUAUGUAUGCACAUAAUCAUGUACUUUCAGUAUCAAGUAUAAAAGCCAACGUGGGCUUGACCAAAAAUAAAACAAAGAAAAGCCAACAUGAGUUUCUAAUAUGGCCUGCUCAAGCCAACGUGUACAAAUUGUAUCAAAUUAAUUAAGAAUAUAUAUAUACUUCAUUAUUAUAAUUUAAAAAAGAUUUAUCACUGUAGAAAACGUGGAUCAUGUUUCAAAUUAAAAAUAGGCUAAUAUUAUAGAGGCAACAUCUCUUGGAAGUUUAUUAUAAAUAUCUACAAGCAGAAGUGAGCAUAUAUCAUUCCCAACUCAAAACCUUAGAGCUGAAGUGAUUAAUUAAUUAAUUAAUUUGAAGUAUGUCUCUCGUAGCAGAUUUUCAACCUAGCUUCAAUCCUAAUACCAAAACUGCUUUGGAUAGAAAUGUUGCAGAUUUUCAACCUAGCUUUUGGAGAGAUUAUUUCGUUCAAUAUGCUUCUGAAUCUAUGGAACUUGAUCAAAAUAUGCUCGCACAAAUUGAGCCACUCAAAAAAUAUGUGAGGGAUAUGCUAGUCCUAAAGACAGAUAAUCUCAUGACAAAAGUUCACUUGAUUGAUUCAAUAUUCCGCUUAGGUCUGAGCUAUCAUUUCGAAAAUGAGAUUGAAGAGGUUUUUCAACAUGAGAUUCACAACAAUUAUGUUCAAAACGGAGAAAUAAUAACUUUUGAAGAAGAUGAUCUUAACUCUCUUGCUGUGCUAUUUAGAUUGUUGAGGCAACAAGGAUUUCACGUUUCACCAAAUGUAUUCAAGAAAUUCAAAGAUGAAGAAGGAAAUUUUAGUGAAAGACUUAUAGGAAAUGUUGAAGGGAUGUUAAGCUUGUAUGAAGCCACACAUCUUAUGGUUCAUGGAGAGGACAUUUUGGAAGAAGCCUUGUCCUUCACUACCACUCAUCUUGAGUCCGUUGCCAAACUGAGUCAUUCUCUUGCAAUACAAGUCAAACGUAGCUUAAGGCAAACUGUUCACAAGAAUAUGCCAAGGCUGGAGGCACGGAGUUAUAUUUCCAUAUAUGAGCAAGAUCCUUCACACAAUGAAAAUUUGCUCAUCUUGGCAAAAUUAGAUUUUAAUAUGCUCCAACGACUACACCAAAUUGAAUUUGGCAACGUUUCCAAAUGGUGGAAAGACUUGGACGUGUGUAAUAAACUACCGUUUGUACGAGAUAGGAUUGUUGAAUGUUGUGUUUGGGGUUUGGCGGUAUAUUUUGAACCUCAAUAUUCUAGUGGAAGAGUUCUUAUGGCAAAAUUAAUCAUGAUAAUGACAGCAAUUGAUGAUGCAUAUGAUGCAUAUGGAACAAUCGAUGAAUUAGAACUUUUUACUGAGGCAAUUGAAAGGUGGGACAUGAGUUGUUUAGAUAAACUUCCAGAUUACAUGCAGAUUCUUUAUAAGAUAUUCUUUGAUUUUUACGAAGGAAUUGAGCAACAAAUGAAAAAUGAUGGAAGAUUAUAUGUCAUGAAAUACUACAAGAAAGAAUUCAAAAAAUUCAUUCAAGGUUAUAUAACUGAAGCCAGAUGGUUAAACAAAAAAUACCAACCAACUUUGGAAGAAUACUUUCGAUUAGCAAUCGAGUCUGGUGGCUAUGUACUGAUGACAACGACUUGUUACAUUGGUAUGGGAGACAUAGCAAAAGAGGACAUCUUCAAAUGGAUUUCAAAUGAGCCAAAAAUUGAUAAUGCGGCUAUGGUCUUGGCAAGAAUAAUGGAUGACAUUGCUUCGAACGAGUUUGAACAUGAAAGAGAUCACAUUCCCUCGUUUUUGGAAUGCUAUAUGAAGCAAUACAAUGUCUCUAGGGAAACUGCCCUUCAAGAAGGUCAAAGGAGAAUUUAUGAUGCUUGGAAAGAUAUUAAUAACGAAUGUCUUAGGCCAACUCAAGUUCCAAUGCCUAUUCUGAUGCGUAUUAUAAAUCUCUCACGUUUUAUGGAUGUGGUUUAUAAAGAUAAAGACAACUUCACGGAUCCUAAAGGAGAAAUGAAAUCAUUCAUUAAAGCUAUGCUCGUAGAACCAGUACCAAUUUGAACAUUAUUGAGUUUACCGUUUCAAAUCGUUAUAUUUCUAUUUAAAUAAAGAAAACAUGACAUGUAUGGUGUUUUUUUUUUUUUUCUUUUGAAAGUUUGUGUUCAAUGUAUAAGCGUGUUAUUUAUUUAUUUGCAUUACUAACAAUUUUCUCAUGAGUAUUAAUAUUGGCUAGAUCAUUAUUAUGCAUCGACCACUUA